AAUCCUCCAGUGCAAUUGAAAUGACCUCAACUGGUAGGAAAAUAGCAAGAAUAUUAUUGUACAGGGUGUCUCAAAAAAUAGGCUAUGGAAAUUCAACAGGCUAUCGUGCAUCAUCAACUUUGCUAAACAAUUCGAUUUUUCGUAGGACGAAAGAGCAGUUAUUUAGCUUUGCAAUGAUACCUUUUUAAAUCGUAACGAUGAAAAAUGGUCACAUACUCCUCAAAUAAAAAUUGCCGGCCAAAAUCACAUUCAUCCACCGUUGGGAAUUGAAGAUACAUUAAUUAUGCAAAGUUAAUCAAUCCAAAAGCAACACGAGUCUGCUGCAAGCUAUUUGUUUUCUAAAAUUUUGAUUACGAAUUUUCUCUGUUUAGUGGUUAAUUAAUAGACCUUUUUAAAAAGUCGGCCUUGUGACGUAGUUUGCGGAUAAACAGUGGCGGCGCCAGGUGUCCGAAUUUGGUGGUGGGGGGGGGGAGCAUUUUAGGGGCAAACUCAUAUUUUUGGGGGCAAGAGAGAAUUUUUGAAAAGGUUGCCCCCCCCCCCAGGAGAUUCGCCCCCGCCCCGCCCCUGCGGAUAAAUACGAUCUUUUGGCCAAUCAGGCCAGCCAAAUCAUCACUGUGCGGGGGGUUUCCUUUAUCCACAAAUACGUCACAAGGCAGACUUUUUAGAAACUCUAUUGAAGAACCUUGUUUAAUGGACGUUCUUAUUGUCUCAAUAAGAGGACGAAUGACGAGUUGAGCUUAUUUUAAUUUAGAUAAUUUAACAUGCAAUUUUAAUUCUCUCUUGGGAAUUGUCUAUGUUUCAUGUUCCAUGCAAUUCCUAACGGUGGAAGAAUAUCUCGAUUUGACAAGUAUCUCGCCAUUUAUCAUCGUUACGAUUAAAAAGAGUAGCAUUGAAAAGCUAAAUAACUGUUCUUUCAUUUUAUGUAAUUGUUGAAUUGUUUAGCCAUGUUUAAUCCUGUAUAGUCACCUUAACUGUAUACAUGUUCCUUGCCUGCUUCGAUGGACGCAAAAAAUGCAAAAGAUUUUCCAAAUAUAAAAGAAUGGCCAAAAUUGCGGUUACUUUAUGUCAUUGUUCCACAAAAUCAAAAUAGAUACUAUCAUUUUUAUUCCUUUUCAUCUUGUUAUUUCGUCCCAAGUGCAACAUUCCUGACAUUUUCAAUACGGUAAACAUACUAACACUAUCUAUCUUAUUAUACUCUGUGUUUGUCUAGAAUCUCCAGAUGGAAUUGAAAUGACCUCGACAGGUAGGAUCGAAAAUAUCAAGAACAUUAUUGUUUAUCAGCUAACUAUAACCACCAGGGUCGUAGGAAGCAUCAAAAGAUAGGGGGGAGGGGGCACCGACUUCCAAGGGCACUUUUGGAUAAUGAAAAGGGCACCUAGAAAAUUUUUCUCGGAAUUGUUGGCGACAGGGCGACCAAUUUGUUUUUAAAAACGUUGAAAUUUCCACACAAAAAGAGCACCUUUGAUGUUAAUUUAGUAUUUACAGCGACAUUAGCUUGUACAAAAAGGGCACUUAUUGUUGGUCCUUUGAAAAAAAUUGGGGCGCACGUGCUCCUGUGCCUACGUCCCUUCGUACGUCCCUGAUAACCACCAAAAGUUCUUCCUAAUAUGUUUUCAUGCACGAAAAAAUACAUAUGAUUUUCAGGUAUACAGGAAAUUAAUUUAUUUAAUGUUAAAUUGUACUAUUUGUACCAACAGAAUAUAUAUGGCAUUCUGACAUGCUAAAUAAUUGGAUAACGAUUAACAUAAUUUAUGUAAUAAUGUUAAGAAUUCAAGUGCUUUCAUUGGUCGAAAGCCAUGAUAUAUUAGAGGACAAAUGCAUGGAAUUACAUCACAAUAAAGUAGCCCAUAAAUAUUCGCUUAAUUUGUAUAGACCAUGCAUGUGCAUGUGAUUUUUGUACAAGGUCGACUUUUUCAAAUUUUCAAAUGUUUGAGUGGAUAAAAAGUAUGUUAUUUACCUGUUUAAUUCUGGAUUUUCUUUUUAUUAUAUAAAACAAAUAGAUAAGAUUUGCCGUUGCCUGUUCAUUUAUAGGGAUAAGAACAAAAACUGGUCACGAUCUAUCUAUUAAUUUGAUUUUUUUUUUACAGUUUUGGUGAUAAGUUUGACGUCAGAAAUCGAUGCAACCUCGACAGGUAAACAAUCUUUACCUUUACUGGUUCAAAGUCGACCCACACUUCCGGAAAGUACAUCACCCGGGUUUGAGAGACUAAUUUUCGUGAUUAGGACAUUGGUUUUACAGCCUUACUUUUUAAACAAAAUAUUAGAUGUACGAUUGGUGAAGGAAAACCUCCGUAAUAAAACAUGUGAUGUACAAUACUAUUUAUAGCUAGUAUUAUAUAUUUUGAUACUUGGUAGUGUUUUUACCAGUAUUUUGUUUAUUCGACUGGUCCUUCUAUUUAGUAUUAAUGCCGAAGGUCUCUGUCACACAGUACCAGAGAAAAAUAGAAAGAAAUAAUAACUGAACAUAUGUUCUUCCAUGCACAGGCUGAAAUGUCUUCUACGUACAGGCUGAAAUUUCGUUCCAUACAUUUCUUAUUAAGGCUUUACAGUAACUUUUUUUGACCGUAUCUGUCGAAACUGGUAACAAACAAGAAUAAUACUGGAAUAUAUAUUUAUAUCCUUUUUUUUGCUUUAUUCAGUUAUUGCUGUAAGUUCGGAGCAAGCAGUGGAUGUUACUUCGACAGGUAAACAAACCUUGAAACGUCACUUCCUUCUGGCUAUUCAUGCAACUAUUUGUUUUCUACAGAAAUUUGGGUUAUUUUGUUUCUUGAAGGUCUAUAACUGCAGGUUUUGUAAAUAAAUGUUGUGUUAUACAUAAUUUAUAUUCGUCCUUUUAUUUUCCUCGUCAAUGCAACACACUGUGAAAUACCAAUCCCAUGCACUAACCCUUUUUAUUGUACUCGGUAUAUUUCUUCCAGAGUCUCCCGAUGUAACUCAGAUGACCUCGACAGGUAGGAAAAUACCAACUAUCUGUACCGAAAUAUCUUCCUAGAAUGUUUUGGUAUACACACAAAAAUAUGCACAAGAUUUUCCAACAUAACGAAUGGCCCAAAUUAAGGUUAAUUUAUACCAUUAGUAUCACUACAAAAUUAAGUUCAUACGCAACCUGAAAGUAAAAAAUAAUAUUUAAAUUAACAAAAUAAUUUGUUUCGAAGGGUAAACGAAAACCUACUUCGUUUUAAUUUUUACUUUCAGUUGUUCGAAGAGAAUGCACGCUUCCAGAAAGUGCAUCGUCUGAGAUAAAGAGCCUAUAUAUUUCUCGUGAUUCAAACAUUGGUUGCGGCUGUAAUCUUUUAAUAACGAAAUAUAUAUUAUAUUAUAUAGUUAUAAUAUAAGUGCAUGGUAUAUAACAGACAAUUUGAUUGGCUAAUGCGCGUGCAUUGUGACGCAAAAUAGUUGAGAAAAUACUUGAAAAAGAUACAGGAAUACCAAAAACAUAGAAAAAAGCAACGAAAACUGAACGUAAGAGAUCUAUAAAGUACCUUGAAUUCUUCUGAUAAAAACUGCUAGAUAUGUUUUCGGCGAAAGGCAAAAAAUACAAUAAUUUCGAAAAUUAAAACUGAGCAACACGACGAAACCUAUGGUUUAACGUCGUUCAUGGCAAAACUGGCAGCCCAAAUGCUUAAGAACAUUAGCAAAUCAGCAGAACAUUAGCAUCAAAAUUUUCUCAAAAUUUGUAUUGAUUUUGCUCCUUCGCUCGCUUAGCUUAGUCGAAAAAAAGCAUUAGACAGUAAAGGCAUGCGCGUUACGUCACCGAGUACAUGUUAGGGGAAUUUAAAAGUUGAUCUUUUGAGUAAAAUGGUUUACCAUGUAAUAUCUUCUACUUACAUUAAAAAAGAAAUAGAAAAACUCGUCUCGUGCGUUUACGGUGUGAUACGCGCUUCUCUCGUAUUCUCCCAACAUUCCCCGCGUGCAUUAUAACACCUUCAAAAACUCAUUAAUAAUUCAUGAAGCAAUUAUCCAAUCUUGAGUAAGAAAUUAGUCAUGUGCAUACGUCUUUAUACCAGCUAAAGAACACUUUAACAAAAGACCAUUGUUAUGCAAACUAUAUAAAGGUUUUUAUAUAAAGAUUUUUAUAUAAAGAUUUUUAUGAAGAUUUUUAUAUAAAGAUUUGACUUAUUAUGCAUACGUUUUUGAAGUCAUUUAAAAAACUCGCGGGUCGUGUUUUAUUAGGUCUAAAGCCACUCGCGCUGCGCGCUCGUGGCUUUAAACCUAAUAAAACACUCCCGCUCGUUUUUUAAAUAGUACAUAAACGCGCGCGAUUCGUUUAAUUUCUAUUUCUUAAAUAAUAUAGAUUAACCUGCGUAAUGAAACUAUAUAUAAGUGUUUUUUCUACCAGUUCAAUUUCUAAUUACCCAUAAAGUACAAUAACCAUUCAUGACAUGCAAAAUGUUGCCAUAAAUAAUAUUUAGAUUGUAUAUCCUCUUUUUUAUGCUUUGCAUAGUUGUGGCUAUCAGUUCAACGCAAGCAGCGGAUGUUACUUCGACAGGUAAACAAACAUGGAAACGUUACUUCCUUCUAUUCAUUUAUUUGUUUUUUGCAGAUAUUUUAUUUCUAUGUUUCUUGGCGGUCUUCAAUAAAUUUUGUAAUGUUUUUCUCACGUGCUAUGCACAGAGAAGCAGAACAUCUUUCCUCAACGCAUGCAUUAAAAAAUUGUGUUGAUUUUGAUCAAUAAAUGUGGAAAUAAGUAUUAACACGAAAACGAGGCUCCAGGUCAUGACCUGGAGCCUCGUUUUCGUGUUAAAGCUUAUUUUCACAUUUAUUCGUAAAAAUAAAGAAGUUUUUCACGCAUGUGUUGAAGAAGGAUGUUCUGCUUCUCUGUGCAUAGCCUAUGAGAAAAAGACUUGAAAUCCUUUCCAUUUAAGGUGAUAAUAAGUUGAAAACAGUGUAGUUGUGACGUAAUUAUCGAAAAAGUGUAUCCCGUAAUCAUGCUGGGGAGAGGGAGCAAUAGAGUCAAUUAAUAAAUCCAGGUCUACAUGUAUGCGUUAUCUUUUAGUAAAGACCGAGAUUUUUCUUGUAUGUGUUUAGAACUAUUGUCAGAAUUCCCUUAUCACCUAAUUAGUGAUUGCCAGAAGCUAUGAUUCUAAUAUAUUUUGCUGUUUGCUACUAGUUUGCCUUGUCAAUAAUUUUGCUGUUUUUAAAUCAAUUUAACGUUCGCGGGUCGAAUCAUAAUUGGCUAUGUUUGAACUAGUUUUACACGUUUCAACGUUCUUCAUGUGUUCCUUGUUUAUUAAAUUCUCGUCUUUAAAGCCAGAUAUAACUCCAAAGUUCGUAUGAAAUAGAAUGUUACGGCUACAGAAGUCGGAAAAACUCUAUGUAUAAUCCUUGUCAUGCAUGUUCUACCAUUGUUUAAUGUUACUAAUUUUGGUUAUGAAUUUGACAACUAAAAUCAACUUAAUGUUUCAUGUUUAGUGCUACCAGUUGAGUCUACGUCUGUUAUUGUUAUGGAAACGUCAUCAGGUAGUGUGUAUUUUAUUUCUGAUAAUUUCGAACGAUCUAUGCUCGUACUGGCAUAGAUCGAGAAAAUUAUGACACCAUGUACAUUCGCAGAACAGUAAAAUAUCGGCAGCACAGGCAAAACAUAGAAUUCCAAUAUAGGACAUCUAUGCUGCCAGUUGCAAGUUAUUUAACAGGUCGAUGAUCGAUGCAUGCACGCGAUAUGAUUAAUUUUGAAAAGUCGUAACUCAUCUUGGAUUAUAUUGUUUUUGUAACAGGGCUGUCAACAAUUUCUAUUAUAAAAAUCAUUACAAUGAUUCAAAAUACUAAAUAAAUUCUUUUUAUGAAAUAAAAAAUGGGGGUAACCGAACUUAUUUUCAAAUUUGGACCCAAAAUAUCGGCCAUAUUGAAGCGUAAUUGUUGACAUAGCAACGGCAGUUGCGAUUGUUUUUUUCGAAGAAAAUGUAACUUUAGAGUUAUUAUUUUAAAUUUCUAAUCGGACUUCUUUUGUCUUCCUUUCCUAUAGCAUAAAUAUAUAGGAAUUGUUGAAAAAUUUGGUAUGAAUCGGAGAUCUUUCACUUUCUACCAAUUAUGACCGUCUUAUUGUCCAAGGAAGAGUAUCUUCCUUCACUCGUAAUGUAAACUAAAAAUUAAAAUAAAAUAAAAAUAAAAGAAUGACAAAUUAAUUUGAGAAAAAAUAUUUGAUCAAAACAUUUUAACGCGGUAGCUGGACAAACAUUAUACCAUAACUUACCAAACAAUUUGUCUGUGCAUAAAGCACUCGAUAAGCAUCACUGAGUGUUCAUACAAUUAGCCACUUCCCAAAGUCCUGGAUCAAAAACCCAUGUUGGAGGGACAAGAAAUAUGGCAGCACAUAAUAAUAUUUAAAUUAAAUGUUUAAUGUAAACAGGAGAUAUUUUAUUUUUGGUCCUCUAGAAAGUUAAUUUUGAUAGUAGAUACUGCCACUCUUUAACAUAUUUGACGCCGCCUCAUACCCAGGCGUCUCUUUGUAAAAAAACAAUGAUGCGCAUAUGACGAGUUUACAUGAAGCAUUGUAGUGGGAAGAGAUGGGCGAAGGGGGUGAUGGUGUUUCCUUUUCAUCCAUUUAUUCCGUCCCAAAUGCAAAAUGCUGUAAAAUUCCAAUAAUACCUUACACUAACGCUCUUUAUUAUACUCUCGAUUUCUUGUAGAAUCCUCCGGUGCAAUUGAAAUUACCUCAACUGGUAGGAAAAUAGCAAGAACAUUAUUGUACAAGGUGUCUCAAAAAAUAGGCUAUGGAAAUUCAACAGGCUAUCGUGCAUCAUCAACUUUGCUAAACAAUUCAAUUUUUCAUAGAACGAAAGAGCAGUUAUUUCUUAGCUUUGUAAUGAUACCUUUUUUAAAUCGUAACGAUGAGAAAUGGCCGGAUACUCGUCAAAUAAAAUUUGCCGGUCGAAAUCACAUUCUUCCACCGUUGGAAAUUGAAAAUACAUCAAUUAUGCAAAGUUAAUCAAUCCAAAAGCAACGCGAGUCUGCUGCAAGCUAUUUGUUUCGUAAACUUUUGAUUACGAAUGUUCUCUUCAAUAGACCUUUUUAAAAAGUCUGCCUUGUGACGUAGUUAGCGGAUAAAUACGAUCUUUUGGCCAAUCAGGCAAGCCAAAUCAUCACUGUGCGGGGUUUUCCUUUAUCCACAAACUACGUUAUAAGGUAAGCGAGUUGAGCUCAUUUUAGAUAAUUUAACAUUCAAUUUUAAUUCUCUCUUGGGAAUUGUCUAUGUUUCGUUUUCCAUGCAAUUCCCAACGGUGGAAGAAUAUCUCGAUUUGACGAGUAUCUCGCUAUUUAUCAUCGUUACGAUUAAAAAGAGUAGCAUUGAAAAGCUAAAUAACUGUUCUUUCGUUCUAUAUAAAAGUUGAAUUGAUUAUCCAUGUUUAAUCCUGUAUAGUCACUUAACUGUAUACAUGUUCUUUGCCUGUUUCGGUGGACGCGAAAAAUGCAAAAGAUUUUCCAAUAUAAAAGAAUGGCCAAAAUUGCGGUCACUUUAUGUCAUUGUUCCACAAAAUCAAAAUAGAUAUUGUCAUUUUCAUUCCUUUUCAUCUUGUUAUUUAAUUUCGUCCCAAAUAGAUACUGUCAUUUUCAUUCCUUUUCAUCUUGUUAUUUAAUUUUGUCCCAAAUUGAAACGACCUGAAAAUUGAAACGACCUCGACAGGUAGGAUCGAAAAUAUCAAGAACAUUAUUGUUUAUCAGCUAACUAUAACCGCCAGGGGCGUAGGAAGCAUCAAAAGAUUGGGGCACCGGCUUCCAAGGGCACUUUUGUAUAAUGAAAAGGGCACCUAAAAAAUUUUUCUCGGAAAUGUUGGCGAGAGGGCGGGGGCAGGAAAUUUUCCCAUCAUACUAUACCGAAAUUGAACGUUAUUGGCCAAUUUUUUUUUGAAAAACAUUGAAAUUUCCAAACAAAAAUAGCAUCUUUGAUGUUAAUUUAGUAUUUGCAGCGACAUUAGCUUGUACAUAAAGGGUACUGUUUGUUGGUCCUUUGAAAAAAUUCGGGGGCACGUGCCACCUGUGCCCCCCCCCCCAAGGUUCCUAAGCCCCAGAUGACCACCAAAAGUUCUUCCUAAUAUGUUUUCAUGCACGAAAAAAAUACAUAUGAUUUUCCGGUAUACAGGAAAUUAAUUUAUUUAAUGUUAAAUUGUACUAUUUGUACCAACAGAAUAUAUAUUAAUUCGGGGUUUUCUUUUUAUUAUAUAAAACAAAUAGAUAAGAUUUUGUCGUUGUCUGUUCAUUUAUAGGGAUAAGAACAAGAAGUGGUCACGAUCUAUUUAUUAAUUUGAUAUUUUUUUACAGUUUUGGUGAUAAGUUCGACGUCAGAAAUCGAUGCAACCUCGACAGGUAAACAAGAAACGUAAAAUGUAAUUUUUACCUUUACUGGUUCAAAGUCGACCCACACUUCCGGAAAGUAUACAUCACCCGGGUUUGAGAGACUAAUUUUCGUGAUUACGACAUUGGUUUUAGAGCCUUACUUUUUUAAACAAAAUAUUAGAUGUACGAUUGGUGAUGAAAAACCUCCGUAAUUAAAUACAUAGCUCUUAUUAUAUAUUUUAAUAUAUUCUAAUACUUGGUAGUGUUUUUACCAGUAUUUUGUUUAUUCGGCUGGUCGUUCUAUUUAGUAAUAAUGCCGAAGAUCUCUCCUACACAGUGCUAAUUGUGAAAAAUAGAAAGAAAUAAUAACUGAACAUAUGGUUCUUCCACAGGCUGAAAUUUCUUUUAAUUCGUUUCCAUACAUUUUCUUUCGCAUUAAGGCUUUACAGUAACUUUUUUUUUACUGUAUCUAUCCAAACUGGUAACAAACAUGAUAAUACUAGCAUAAAUAUUUACAUCCUCUUUUUUUUGCUUUUUUCAGUUAUUUCUGUAAGUUCGGAGCAAGCAGUGGAUGUUACUUCGACAGGUAAACAGACCUUGAAACGUCACUUCCUUCCAUUCAUGCAACUAUUUGUUUUCUACAAAAAGUUGGUUUAUUUUGUUUCUUUAAGGUCUAUAACAGGUUUUGUAAAUAAAUGUUGUGUUAUACAUAAUUUAUAUUCGUCCUUUUAUUUCCCUCCUAAAUGCAACACACUGUGAAAUAUAUCAAUACGAUACACUAACCCUUUUUAUUACACUCUGUAUAUUUCUUCCAGAAUCUCCCGAUGUAACUCAGAUGACCUCGACAGGUAGGGAAAUACCAACUAUCUCUACCAGAAUAUCUUCCUAGAAUGUUUUGCUAUAGACACGAAAAUAUGCACAGGCUUUUCCAACAUAACGAAUGGCCAAAAUUAAGAUUAAUUUAUACCAUUAGUAUACAACAAAGUUAAAUUCAUACGCAACCUGAAAGUAAAAAAUAAUGUUUAAAUUAACAAAAUAAUUUGUUUCAAAAGAUAAACGAAAACCGUAAACGUUACUUCGUUUUAAUUUUUACUUUCAGCCGUUCGAAGACAAUACACGCUUCCAGAAAGUGCAUUGUCUGAGAUAAAGAGCCUAUAUUUCUAGUGAUUCAAACAUUGGUUGCAGCUUUAAUCUUUUAAAUUAAUAACGAAAUAUAUAUUAUAUAGUUUUAUUAUAUAAAGUAUAGUGCUUUUUAUUAUAUGGUCAAUGGUGUUUUACUGGAAACUAAAACACUCGUAGAACUUAUACGUCACUACAUCCGGGGCCAGGUGCGCGUAUUUUCCGUAUUUCACCCCUGCUAGUGACAUACGAAAAUUUCCCGCCAUUUUCAUUGUUGUUGUUUUGAAAAUACAAAUGGUCUUUGGUUCGUAUUUAAAACGAAAUUAACGUUGGAAAUAAAACGAAAACAUUAUAAAAGACAUCUUGAGAUAAGUAAAAUUUAUUCUAGUUUUAUGUUUGCAUUUUAAAAAAUAUCGCUUUUAUACUGAUUUUUCUCGUGCUUAUUUACAUGUCGUCUUUGUGUGUAUUUUUGUCACUCGGUGUAAGUCCAUAUAAUAAACAGAACAUUAAACGGUUCCGAGAAGAUAUGGAUUUAUGUUCUCGUGUCAAACAUAAAAUCCAUAUCUCUUCGCAACCGUCUAAUAUCCUAUAUAUAGAGAUUUCGAGCACUGAUAAAAGUGAUAAUCUCACAUGUGAGAUUAUUCAUGUGAAAAUUAUCGCUUUUCAAUUAUCGCUUUUCUGUAAAAAUUAUCACUUUUCAAAGACUGUCCUUUAUAUAAUAAACAGAAAAAUACAUGGGUGCUUGGAAAUACCAGAUUUAUGCGCUCACUCGUGAGAUAUCAUGUUCAACACUCGAAAUAAAUCUGGUAUUUCCGCGCACCCAUGUAUUAUUCUCUAUAUAAUGUAAGUGCAUAGGAUAUAACAGAAAAUUUGAUUGGAUAAUGCGCGUGUAUUGUGACGCAAAAUAGUUGAGAAAAAACUUGAAAAAGAUACAGGAAUACCAAAAACAUAGGAAAAGGCAACGAAAACUGAACAUAAGUGAUUUAUGAAGUACCUUCAAUUCUUCUGAUAAAAACUGCUAGAUAUAUUUUCGGCGAAAGGCAAAAAAUAAAAUAAUUUCAAAAAUUAAAACUGAGCAACACGACGAAACCUAUGAUUUAACGUCCUUCAUGGCAAAACUGGCAGCCCAAAUGCUUAAAAACAUUAGCAAAUCAGUAGAACAUUAGCAUCAAAAUUUUCUCAAAAUUUGUAUUGAUUUUGCUCCUUCGCUCGCUCAGCUUGGUCGAAAAAAAGCAUUAUAUAGACAGUAAAAGCAUGCGCGUGACGUCAACGAGUACAUGUUAGGGGAAUUUCAAAGUUGAUCUUUUGAGUAAAAAGGUUUACCAUGUAAUAUCUUCUACUUACAUUAAAAAAGAAAUAGAAACACUCGUCUCGUGUGUUUGCUGUGUGAUACACGCUUCUCUCGUAUAUUCUCCCAACAUUCCCCGCGUGCAUUAUAACACCAUAAACGCACGCGACUCGUUUAAUUUCCAUUUCUUAAAUAAUAUACCAGAUUAACCUGCGUAAUGAAACUAUAUUUAUAUAAGUGUUUUUUUCUACUAGUUCAAUUUCUAAUUACCGAUAAAGUACAAUAACAAUGACAUGAAUAAUGUUGCCAUAAAUAAUAUUUAGAUAAUAUAUCCCUUUUUUAUGCUUUGCAUAGUUGUGGCUAUAAGUUCAUCGCAAGCAGCGGAUGUUACUUCGACAGGUAAACAAACAUGGAAACGUCACUUCCUUCUAUUCAUCUAUUUGUUUUCUGCAGAUAUUUUGUUUCUAUGUUUCUUGACGGUCUUCAACAGAUUUUGUAAUGUUCUGUUAUACAUAAUUUCAAAUGGUUUCAUGUUUCGUUUUCAUCUUUCUAUUUUCAUCCUAAGUGCAACAUACAUGCACACUGUAAAAUACCAUACACUAUAUAAACCUUUUUAUCCUUUACUUUUUUUAUCCCAAAACCUUUUUAAUACUUUGUAUUUCUUCCAGAAUCUCCCGAUGCAACUGAGAUGUCCUCGACAGGUAGGAAAAUACCGACUAUCUCUACCAAGAAAUAUAUUUGUAUUUACCCAUAAAUUACAAUAAACAUGACAUAUGAUGUUGCGUUAAACAAUAUUUAGAUAAUCUAUCCACUUUUUUAUGCUUUGUACAGUUAUUGCUGUUAGUUCGAUGCAAGUAGUGGAUGCUUCUUCCACAGGUAAAUAUAUAUCUUCCUUAUACUUCAACACAAUGUAUCUUCUUGUGCUUGUUGAAGAUUAUCAGGGUGGCUUUGACAUUGAACCUUUACUUCAUACGAUAUUUAUAUAAAGACUAAAAUUUAUUUUUCUCUUGUUCUUUUUCCCGCAUGAAGACUUAAAAGUUGGCAUUUUUGCUUGCUUGGCAAGAACUUGUCCAAUGUUUGAAAUAAUAUUACACACGGUUUCCGUUGAAACGUCUAUACUUAAAUAUAUAUAAAUCAUAUUUUGUAGGAGUUGCUCUGAAUCCUUCCACAAUUUCACCAUCUCUUUCAACAGGUAUGUAAGAAUAUUGAUAAUGAUAUAUGAAUAUACGAUCAUUGAUAAUGAACAUUGCAAUAAUUAUAUUAUAAUAAGAUUAACAUCCUGAUUUUGAUGUUUUGUACAGUUAUGACUGCGAGUUUUUCGCAAGCAGCGGAUGUUACUUCGACAGGUAAACAAACCUUGAAGCGUCACUUCCUUUUAUCCUUCCACUUGUUUUCUUCAACAGGUUUUGUAUUCUUGUAUUAUCCAUAAUUUCAGUUGGUAUCAUGUUUCAUUUUCAUCCUUUUAUUUUCGUCCUAAAUUCCACACACUGUGAAAUACCACACAUGCACUAACACUUUUUCAUUAUACUCUGUAUUUCUUCUAGAAUCUCCCGAUGCAACUGAGAUGUCGACCUCGACAGGUGGGAAUAUACCAACUCUCUCUACCAAGAAAUAUAGUUGUAUUUACCCAUAAAUUACAAUAAACAUGGAUGACAUGAUGUUGCGAUAAAUAAUAUUUUUUUUGUGUUGGUAUUAAUAAUGUACUCAGGUGAAUAUGAUGCUGUGAUGUUACUCUGAGUGUAUUAUAUCCACACCGGGCAAGCUUGAAAAAUAUGCCUGGCCACGAUGGGAAUCGAACAUACGACCUUUGGAAUACUAACCCAAUGCUCUGCCACCUGAGCUACGUGGUCAGGUCGGUUCGUGUCUGUAAUGAUUUCGGAACUGAGUCUAGUUCCUUCGAUAUCGAUGUAAUCUAGUAAUCAUAAAUUUUUUCUGCGUUGGUAUAAUGUACUCAAGUGAAUAUGAUGCUUGUGAUGUUACUCUGAGUGUAUAUUCACACCGGGCAAGUGAAAAAUAUGCCUGGCCACGGUGGGAAUCGAACCUAUGACUUUUGGAAUACUAGUCCGCGGUCAGGUCGGUUCGAGUAUGUGAUAUUUCGGAACAUAUUUUUCAAGGUUGCCCGGUGUGGAUAUACACUCAGAGUGACAUCACAAGCAUCAAAUAAUAUUUACUAGAUAAUAUAAUUAUCGUCUUUUUUAUGCUUUGUACAGUUGUGUCUGUUAGUUUGACAUUGAAUUAUCAUUGAUAUUUUAUUUUAUAUUUACUUCAAACGAUAUUUAUAUAAAGACUAAAAUCUAUUUUUCUCUUGUAUUUUUUUCCCUUUUGAAGACUGUAUAGUUGGCAUUUUUACUUGCUUGGCAAGCACUUGUCCAAAUAAUAUUACACAAACAACAGUUUAACUUCCUUUGAAACAUCUAACUGCAGCAUUUUUAAAUAAUAUUAUAUAUAAAUCAUUUUUAUAGGAGUUGCUAUGAAUCCAUCUACAAUUUCACCAUCUCUUCCAACAGGUAUAUGUAUAUUGAUAAUGAUAUAUGAAUAUACGAUGAUUAAUAAUGCACAUUGCAAGAAUAUUAAUUAAUAUAUUAUAACAAGAUUUACAUCCUGUUUUUGAUGUUUUGUACAGUUAUGACUGCGAGUUUGUCGCAAGCAGCGGAUAUUACGUCGACAGGUAAAUAAAUCCUGGAAUUCGAAAUUUAAUGCAUGUCUACAGAAUUUGUGUUUCGGUCUUCUGCACGGGUAUUCCAUUGGUAUUAAUUUCUCAUAUUUCAUUAAUUGUUCGUAUGAUCGUUUGUUACUAAUAUUUCAUAUUAUGCUAUUCGUUUAUUAUCUUUGAACUUUUAAUACUUGUCGAAAUCUAUACAUGUAUUGUAAAUUAUACGUCAUUCAGUCAUUUUCUUUGAAAUUAUAGCCACAUAUGAAUGCUAAUUAAAUAUAUAUAAAUUUUUAUAGGAGUCAUUAUGGGUCCUUCUACAAUUUUGCCAUCACCUUCGACAGGUAUAAAAACUUACAGACAUGCAUUUUUUUAUAUAAAUUUAUAUUAUUACUAAAGUAAUUUCUGAUACGGAAUCUCCUGGGGCCGGUUGUAUAAAACUCUUAAUCACUUUUUUAAUCACUAUUUUGUAGUUAAAUAGUGAUUAACUCUCAAAUACGCGCUUCUUAUUGGAUGACGUUUCCACUAACUAUAGUUAACUUUAAUCACUUUUUUAUACAACCGGCCCCUGACCAUUAGACCUCCACGUAUACUACUAGUAGUCUUCCAGUGAUUUAAAAGAUAAAAUAUUUUGAUGGCACCAUUGAAUGAGCGAUCGAUUUCUUGUUUUCGUAUCCUUAUAGAUUCAAUCGUCAUAAAUCCGGGUUAUUCAACAGGUACUGUUCAUUAUUACUACUGUUAUGCGCUAAUUGGCGGUAAUAUUAGCAUCGCCAAUAUGUAUAUUGAUCACACAAUAAUGUCCAAUUUAAUAUUUUUAAAUUAAAUAAGCUUCCAUAAAAUUAACUUCAAUGAAUAUCUUUCGCUAAUCUGGUGAUUUCCCACGCCCAUACAUAAUUAACAAAUUUGAUUACCAGAAAUAUUAGAAUAAAUUUCCGAGAAUUUAAAUUUCUCAAAUGUCUAUUACAGUAAAUUUACCAAGUGCACCAACGACGACAUUAACAGGUCAGUAUAUAUAUAUAUAUAUGUAAAGUUUUAAAAAUUAUUACCAAAGGAAAAUGUCAAAAUGACAUCUGGGGGAAAGGCAAAUUGUAAGCUUUAUUCUUAGCACGCUGUUACCAUGGUAACGGACUUUUUCAAUGUUUCCGUUAAAUUUCGUCUUGAUGUUCUGUGCAAUGAAUUAUUAUAAUUAAUUAAUUCCGAAUGUUCAGACACGUUUGUAAUUGUUAUACGGUUUGCCAUUACUAGCCUAGUUUUUGAAAUGCAUUUGGAAGGUUGCAUGGGGUUUUGUUGAUAGAAUUUUUCCUGCAGUUUUGCUUGAUUUUAAUACAUCACCCCCAAAUUGCUCGCAAGUUCCCUAUUGUACUCUUGUCUCUGUAACUCGGUUGGUUAGAGCGCUGCACCGGAAUCGCAGGGCCGUAGGUUCAAUUCCUACCAGAGGACCUUGUGCUGCAUUUUUCGCAGUCGUUCCUGGUUAGGUCUUAAAAUGUAUAUAUACUCACUUGGAUUACAAACUCUAACAUUCUAAUAUUUUACUCUUGGCGUUUUAUAGCGUUAUUCUAUUACACUGCAUGUCUAAUUAAGAGUUCGUAGUAUUACUUUCGAUUGAGCAAAAUUGAAAAAGCUUGAUAAAAAGUUUGUUCGAUGGUUUUCCUUGGCUUUCACCGGGUGUUUUUAUGGUGUGUGUUUCGCUCAAAAUGGUCGGAUUUUUGCAUCUUCCCAACCACAAGAAAAGAGAGCGGUUUAAUUAUCACCAUGUAAUCUCAUGACACAAUUUGGUAAGAUCACACCAUUUUCAACUGAAAGAUCAUUUCACUUAACAACUAUUUCUUAUUUAUUUAUUUCAGACCAGUUACCAACUUCUUCAGCAAUUGCACCAACGCCAUCGACUCCAGGUUGGCAUAAUUUAUAACUCGAUUAAAUUAUUGUGUAGAUGGCGCGCUCUAUUUAAAAUUUCCAGGUUAACCCAGAAAUAAACUUUUUGAGUGAUAUUCCUGGUUAAACUUGAUAUUCCUGGUUAUUUUAUCUCCUACCAUUGUCUGGUGAAUGUAACCAUGAGGAAUCUGGCCAUUUAAUGUUUAAUUCGGAAUGCUUCAGUGAUAGUCUUUUAAAUAUAUCGUAUUUUUUAUUUGAAAGGACAAGCUAUUGUGUCGUCAACUCAAUCACCAGGUAAGCUAAAAUUAUAUUGCAGCAUCAAUAUGAUGCGGUUGAUAUGGCCAAAAAUUUAAGACAUGCGCCAUACUGAGCCAUCGUACGCAUAUAAAAAAACAUGGCGCCCGAAAAUAGCAAGGAAUUACUCUUUCCGUUUCACAAAUAGUGUGAGCAGUUUACCCAUAAAGAAUUUAAACAUGUCGACAUCUUGCCAUAAUUGUGCUGCGCGUAAUCAAAUUAUCACUUGAAACAAUAUAUUUGAGAUUUCGCUUCGCAAAUAUAUAACCCGUCCAAAUAGAAUACAAACUUUGGUAAGAUCGGCUUACUUUACAAAGCCUUUUAAAUUGGCAUUUGAAGGGAAAUGACAAAUUUAUGUUUUUUACACCUGUAACGAUGAACAUAACUGACGUCUCAUUUCACACAUUGGUAUUUUGUUUUGGCAAGUCGCAGCCGUUCGUUUGACUGAAAGGUCAAAAAUACCAAUUGCUCAACAAACGUUGUUGUAACUUAUAAACAGAAAGCCAUUGAACCCGUGCAACGCCAUGCCUUUGCCUUGAUCAAAUAAUGUUCUACUAUUCUCUUCAUUUAAUUAUUCUUCAUGAUAUUAAGUUGAAGUUGAUGAUCAGAAAUUUUGUGUGGACUACACUUCAACAGCGUACAAUGUUACUGUUCAUCAAACUGUGCAUUUGAGUCUUUACUUGGGUCAAAUGAUAAUUACCAUAGCUUUCGGUUCCUUACUGUCCGGUAAAGAGCCAAACAAACCUAAAGUGUGCGCAAUCAUAACAAUUAAAUUUUUUGUUAAACGUUUUGAUGCCUGAGUAUGCAGCCAACACUUAAUUGUCUACCGUGGGCGCAGGUCGUGAAUAUUAGUAAAUCCGUUUUUGCACGAGUCAUUACGGAUACUGACAUUUUAAACGGUUUAAUUAGUAAACGUUCUUUCCGUUAUAGAUCCAUGUUCAACUAAUCCCUGUGAUGUUAAUGCUGACUGUACGGUUGUUAGUACUUCUUACUCGUGCAGCUGCCGAACGGGGUUUUCUGGAUCAGGAAUCACAUGUACAGGUACGUUCGAUAGUUUUAAACAUCGCACAGUAUGUGAUACAUAUCUGAUCAAUUGCACAUCUCUUGACGUAUAUCAUUUAUAGACCUGGAGCGAGGGGGAUUCGGGGAGAUAUUAUGAUAUAUCAGAGUUGAGAGUAUAUAACUUUAAACUUGCCACAUACUUUCAUGCAUACGACAUUUUAUUUCUGCUUAACGCAAGUAUUUGACAAUCUUUUCUUUCCAAUUUCAUAUCACUCGGAAUAUUAAUGGUAACAUUUUUCAAAAAUUGCUUCAAAAUCUUUUAUAAAAACGAACUUUCUUCUAUGUUUAAAAACUCGUUAAUUUACCUGUGCUUAUAUCUGUCGGCCAUUUUCUUUGCGUGAUUGUCACGCGUGGUUUACGCGAAUCAUAUGACCAGGAUGAUAUGAUCAAAUCACCUGUGUGACAUGAUUGAAAUUAUCCGCUAUGUCAAAUAUGAUGACAUUUGGCGUCAUUCGAUAAUAUAUUUCAUGCUGACGUGGCGCAAACUUAGCUUUGUGAUUGGACACUUUCAAUUUGAUUUAUAAUAUUCUAUAAAGAGAAUUUGGAAGAUUUACACUAAUACUGAAUCAAUAUGAACACGUUUUCCGAUCAGUUUUCUGUGAUGAAAGCGAUCAGCGUUGGUGAUUAGCUUUAACUCCCGUUGCGUGCAUAUGCAUAGGUAACUUGUUUUGGGAAUUUGGAUUAAAACAAACACAUUGUAUCCGCAAAUAUUUUUUAGUGGAUAUGCUUUCCGUGCACACGUAUCCGCCGAAAACGCACACCGAAACCGCAAACAUUUGAAAACGGUCUCCGUGCACACAAAACGAAUUAAAAUGCCUAAGACUACAGUAGUCGUCUGUUGUGCCUCGUUCGGAUGCGUCGUUAGGACGGGCGUAACCGAUUUUUAUUAAUUUACCUAUUUAUAGCUUCCUGUAUAUAUUUACUGUAUGUUGGACAUUAAGUCGUUUUAGAUGUUUAAUUAGUUUAUUCACCGUCCCCUUACAGAUAUAAACGAAUGUGCUACAACAUCAGGAAUAUGUGGAAAUAACGUGUGUGAAAAUAGGUUUGGUUCGUAUGUAUGCAAAUGUCCAGAUGGCUCGUUCUUAGUUGGAAAUAUUUGUGAAGGUUAGUUCGUGUUAAAUGAAUCAAAUUCCUACGGUUGCAUCGCCCCCUCUCCCCCCCCCCUCAAUCCUCAAAGAAUUUUAAAAAAAAAACGACCAUAAAAACAGGAGCAAACGCUUCAUAUCAUACUAUAUAUUUACCACAUUUGAAACAAAUAAGCUCCAAUGUUUUGUGUAUAUCUUGUGCGCAGGAGCACUCGUUGACUGUUUUUUUUUUGUAAAUGGCCAAUGCAAUUGAAAUUUCAUUUUGUAUAUGACUGCCAAUUGUAUUAAAUUAACAUAGAUACAUUUACACCGAAAGAAUUUUAAACCUUUCGUCGUUAAGAUGAUAUUCAUUAGCGCCAAUAUUAUAAAAUCAAACGGCAGAACCAAAAUAUAUAGCUAUCAUUGGUAAAUGCCUGCAUGGUAAUUGGAACCUCUGAGUUCUUUCGUGAAAAUCUUCCCCAAUUUAAUCUUCACUAUUAAUGUAAAUAUCAUAAUGCGCACGUUUAAUGUUAUGUACAUAAAUAUUAUUUCAAUCGCAACUCUCCUUGGCGACACUUCACACGGUGAAUGUAAAAGGCGGAAUGGCAUUGCGGAAUGGGCAUGCGGAAUGGAUUGCGGAACGAAAAAUGAUGUAAAUUUCGCGACAUUUUUAACGUGACAAUUUUUGCGCGAUAAUCUUAUGGCAGCAUUUCUGAGUGAUUUCUCCACGUUUUCGAUACAUCUUUUCGAUAAUAACGUCAUGGAUACUUUUUUUGGCGAUAAUUACGUCGUGAUAAAUACUUUUUUGAAAAAACGCAAGGUGAUUGGCUGACGAUUCGAGAGUGGAAGCUUCCAAGUCAAACACGUAAUUAUCGGAAGGGUGUAUUUUUCAAACGUUAUAAAAUCCAUAAUUUUCGGAACUACAAACUCAGGCAACAGGGUCCAGUGGAGGUAUACAAGUUUUACAAUAAAGGCCAACAUUCUACAAUAAAGCCUUAGCUAUUACUAUACAAAAGGAUUUAUUAUUAUUUCGAGCAAAAACUGUUAGUAUAGCGCCUUCAGAGUGCUUUAUCACCAUGGCAAUGAAAUUUACAAUGAAAUUUACAUCAUUUUUCGUUCCGCAACCAUUCCGCAUGUCAUUCCUCCUUACAUUCACAGCACUUCACAUAAGCGGAAGCGCACAUCAAUUUCCAUCAGUAUAUAUACGUAUCUUCCUGUAAGCGAAAAUUUUAGAAUUAUUUAUUGUAUUUUAAUUGAAAUAGUCUUUAGCAGAUGCUGAGUCGAAAUACUUGCAGUUGCAAUUUUUUGCCACAGCGAACGAUUUUAUUCUUCUGAUGCAUGUAAGCGAGUAGAAGAGCUAUGAAUGUUCUGCACAUAUGCAUUUCGCACUGAUCUGACAACUAUAGGACUGAAUAAAGCAUCCGCUAUUGAUAAAGGAAGCCAAUGGCAGCCAUAAUGGUGUGACCUUCUAAGAGUCUAGUUAUCGUUAGGAAAGGAUAAACAUUACCCGAAUAGAAAUUUACUAACAGUGGCCUCUCUUCCCCAUUAAAUUUGCCCGUGCAUAACUAAUGAAGUUACACCAAGAUGGCUGCGCAAAUCUCAUUAUUUAAAACGUUCUAAAGAAAUGUGGAAAGCUAUAUCUUUCAAAUUAUAUAGGAGAAGACACCUAUUUUAAACACGUCGCGAUACGAUUUGUAGGGAUUAUGAGUUACCAAUCUCAUCUCAUAAAUAUUCUGGCUUCAAAAUGUGCGCAUUGAAAACAAAAUAAUUCUCUAUCCAGUUCUAGUAUAGUUCGUUUUCAGAUCAGUGGUAUCCCAUCCUCACCUGAACAUUGGUAACUCAUCCACUCGUUCAUAUACAUCAGAAGAAGAAAAUGGACCUAAAAUUGCAGCAGAAUUGGUGUAAACGGGCCUAAAAGCCUCCCGUAACCGCGCGCGGUUUUUACAUGUUUUUUGCAUGUCAUAUCGCACAGAAGUUUCAAGAUUAAAAUCUAUUGAAAAAAAAUGGUCAUUUAUGGUAGUAAUGAGAAAUCCUUUCUAAUACAUUCAUGCCUGCAUGAGCACUUCAAUAACCAUGUGGUAAUAGUUCUUAGUGUUCUUUCACAGAGGCGUUGUCUUAUCAGCUUCAGUUCACAAUCCUGGAAGGAGCUUCUUAUUCAGAUGACCUUCAAGAUCAAACGUCACAGACAUACCAAACAUUGCAACAAAAUUUGGAAAACGAUGUAAGUUCCAGUUUUGCCUGGCCUUAGUUAUGACUAGUAUAGUUGUAAUUUUUACUAUAAAGUUCAUAUUGUUCUUUUUGCGCAUAAAGAGUUACUGUGCAUAAACUGACUCACUAUGUUUCGAUCUAAACAAUUAAUUGGACCAUUAUUAAUUUGUUAUUUGAAUUGUCAAAACAAUUCUAAAUAAAUUUGUUGAAGCCAAAAUUGAAAAUAUUUGUAAGAUUAAACAUAUUCCCUUCGCGCCUGGGCUUGUGAAUUCAGUGGCGUAGCCAGACCUUCAUUUUUGGGGGGGCGAAGCGAACGCCGAAGGCGCGAGACCAUCUAGGGGGGUCCGGGUGCAUGCACCCCCGGGAAAAUUUUGAAAUCUAGAGUCCCUGAAAUGCGAUUUCAAGCAUUUUGGGUAAAAUCUUGCAGAAUUCCAAAGAUUAUAAAGUACAUUGAAGACAUACAUUUUCCCAAACAUUUCUAAUUUUCUACUCGGAAUUAAAUAAAUUGGAAAAGUCACCUUGAAAAACAGGCAUUUAAAUCAUUCUAGGAGCUAUUAGACAGCAUUUCCGCAUUCUCAAAAUUUCGUUGCUUUUUUAUACGAUACAGAAUAAGUCUGAGAAGAAUAUUCAUGCUAUGAUAAUGUAUACAUGUAAACCUAAACUAAAUGUAUUCUUCUUGGAACCAUAUCUACAGCUGCUUUAACGAUAUUUUACAAAUCAAGUUACUCCAGUAUAUCGUCGUUUUCCUCAGUCGAAACGUACUUAAUCAGUUUCAGCUUCGACGAUGUAUCGCGUACCCCCCCCCCCACACACACAAUUUCUCUACGGAUUUAGCCUUUUUCAGAGAAUUUUUUUUUGCGAUUGGGGGGCGACCGCCCCCCCUCGCCCCCCCUUGGCUACGCCACUGCUUGUGAUUAUGUACUGUUUAAUAAACGAGCAGGAGUGUUUUAUUAGGUUUAAAGCCACGAGCGCGCAGCGCGAGUGGCUUUAGACCUGAUAAAACACGUCCUGCGAGUUUAUUAAACGGCUUCAAACACGACUAUAAAUUCAACAGAUAUACUUUAUUACUAUUCUUUAUAUAAAGAAUACUAAUUAGGAGUGUUUUAUAUGGUUUAAAACCACUGCGCAUGACAUAUUAUGGUUGACAUGAUUUGCCAAUAAGCUUAUGAAUUAUUGAGUGAAACGUAUUAGAAAGUGGAAGCGUAUACCAUUCAAAAGAUUUCAUAUAUCAGUUGAAAUUAAUGAAAUUAUGGUUUCAUUCCAUAAGAAAAAAUCAAAUAACAGCUUAUUAGGAAAGAAUUAAAAAAAUUUAUUGUUGACAAUUAGCAAAAGUAUCAUAAUUAUGUCCUAAACAUACGAAAUUGUCGAAUGCUAAACGCAUGAUGCCAAAUUAGCUCAUCUGCAUGACUAAUUGUGUAGAGAGCCUUAUUUGAUCCUUGAACUAACAUAGUCAUAUCCUAUUUCAAUUAAGGUUAAAGAGAAUUUUCAAGCAUCUGCACAGUCUUCAAACUUCUUUGGCGUAUAUUUAAAUGGCUUGAGGUAAUUUGGUUUGUCAUUAAUGCAUAUAUUUGCAACAAAUCUAGACAUAUAUGUAACCCAAGUAACAGGUAUGCAAUAAUAUUGAAAGUCAGAAUUCCUCAAUAUCUUAAUGCACUAUUUGGUUCAGACACAGAAAUUUUAUUCUAUUGUAAAAAGUGGUUUAUUACCUACCAAUCUUUUACCAUUUCUGCAAUAUUCGUCCCCCAAAUAAAGUUUCCAUGUUUGAGAUUGUGGGGGAACACCAAUGUUGUAUACCUUCAAUGUACGUUCCCAAGCAUUAUUUUCAUGCAAAUUACCGCAGCAUGCAAUGGUAUAAAUACGAUGUAUCAAUCCCUUUAUAACCCAUUGUGAGCAUCCAAAUCUUCAAUGUUCGCUUCUUUGGUCAAAUUUUGCUACAAUUUUCGUUUGGUUACGUGUAAGGAUAAAAACACAGCUGGCUUGAAAAUGUGUUCCCGGAUUUAAUAUUUUUUCUUUAAAUUUUUUCAUUAGCCCAGGCAAUGCACAAUCGUCUGGUGGAACAGUAAUUGCUUCCUUCACAAUAUUUGUAAACUACAGUGCAUCUGAUGUCACAACAGACUUACUUGAAACAGCCUUCAACAAUGGAUUAAGUCAACAAACCGUCGGAAGUACCUCAAAUCGUGUUCUCGGAUCUGGCUAUGUUCUAGCCACAAGCACUGAUGGAGUCAACUUUUCUCCUUCAAUGGACAAUAUAGUCGGUAAGAGAUCGAAUUUUUGCUAUAGUACAGUAGUUUAGUGUAAAUUCACACUAAAAUUUUGAGCAUUCGGAUUGGCUCCCUCAGCAGUAAGGCCCGUUUCAUACGGCGCACUAUCGUCGAAUUUAAUUCAGACGAAUUUAAUUGAACCAAUUAAAUGCGACGUUAGUGCGUCGUAUGAAACGAAUUACAUCCGUCUGAUGAAUUAAAUUCGUCCAAGACGUUGUAUCCGUCAUGGUCAGACGGAUACAACGUCUGUAGCGCGUCUUCGUUUCAUACGACGUGUUAUCGUCGUGUCGAAUUAAAUGCAUAAAUUAUGUUAAAGUCUGUUUCUCUCUUUCUGGUCUCGUGGUUUUUUACUUCUGGGUAGUCCAUGAUCGCUAAACAUGAAAUGAAUUCGUCUGAAUUAAAUUCGUCGUUUGAAACGAAACCAUUUUAGUGUCGACCAAUUGACGAAUUUAAUAACGAAUUAAAUUCGUCUGAAUUAAAUUCGACGUAUGAAACAGGCCUAACUCUGAAGGCUAAUUUCCACUCAGGAAAAUUAUCCUAUCCGUGGAUUGGAACGGACAAGAAAAUUUUUCGUACUAUUUAAAGCACGCGUAGGAGUGUUUGAUCACUGUAACAUCCGGGAGUUAGCACUUCCGGCGGGAAAAACUGGCACCUCGAGGAGAACUAGAGAGCUGUAUUAACAAGGGAGUUACUUAGCAUAGUUGGGUUUUAAGGUUAAAAUACUACAAUCACAUAUAAAACUUGUGAUUUCAAACAGGAUGAAUUCAAACAUCAUGUUAACCAUAAUAUGUCACGUGCAGUGGCUUUAAACCUGAUAAAACACUCCUAAUUAGUAUUCUUUAUAUAAAGAACACUAAUAAGGCAGUAUCUAUUGUAGUCGUGUCCUCAUUAGUAUUUUUUAUAUAAAGAAUACUAAUAAGGCAGUAAAUCUAUUGAAUUUGUAGUCGUGUUUGAAGCCGUUCAAUAAACUCGCAGGUCGUGUUUUAUCAGGUCUAAAGCCACUCGCGCUGCGCGCUCGUGGCUUUAAACCUAAUAAAACACUCCUGCUCGUUUAUCAAACAGUACAUAAAACACGACUACGAGUGCUUUAAAUGGCUUUAAAAACGACUCAUCUUAUACGAGUUCAUUGGCGAAGUAAUUUUUAAAAUAAACUUUGUCUAAACCGAGAAAAUCAAAGCUAAAGUUUAUGUAAAUUAAAAUGUUUUUUUAUCACAUAUAAAACCACGACACGCUUAUGAUUUUUCUUUGUGUUUUCCUCUUGAAUUAUUAACGAGUUUUUGAAUUUGUAUUAAAGUCAUUAGUUCCAACCCAGAGCUCACAAGAAAUAGAAAAAUUUUCUUGUCCGUUCCAAUCCACGGAUAAUUUUCCUGAGUGGAAAUUAGCCUUGAGGCAAUAGUUACUGAUGCUCAGACUGCUCUGAGCAGUAACUAUUGCUUUUCCAAAAAAAUGGCGGCUGAAAAUCAGAAAUAAAACUUUCUCAAUACUGAAAUUAUACAAUUAAUUAGUCGCCUCAGGCUCGGUGAAUGCAAGCCUAUAUUCACUUCGCCUUCGGUUCAGUGAAUAUAGGCUUGUAAUCACCUCACCUUCGGCGACUAAUUGUUAAAUAGUAAAUUCGAUAGUAUAGAUACCCGCUUCUUCUGUUCAAUUAUGUAAUCUCUAACAUGAAAAACAAACAGAUGAAGAAUCUAUGACCCAUUUUUUCCACGAGCGAGCUCCGAAUAUCUAUCAUUAAAAGAUCUAAAAUUUAUUUUAAACCCGGUUCCGUGAACCCUUUCUGCUUUAACGAGGAACGGAAUGAGCAAUGACGUGCUUGGAAGAGACAAAACUUCCAUUUUGUCAAUCAUGAAUUUUAGUACAGUAUUAAAUAAAUUAUUAUCACCAUCUAAUUGACCCAUUCUAGGUGAGAAAUGGUUGUUUUCCCUCCCAUGGAGGGAAUCAAUAGGAAAUCAGCACACUAGGACAAUCACAAUAGGAAAUCAGCACACUAGACAUAUAGAAACAUGUAGCAUAUCUUGUAAGACUGUGUGAAUUUCACAGACUCGGAAGCAAUAUUUCUUGGUUUGGCCAAUAAGUAGACUAGUCUGUAAUUAUGAUCGUUCGCAUCAUUCAUACUUGAAGCCACACGCAUACUGUACAUUCAUUGCAUAUUUCCCGGUAUUUCAGUUGAUAUCAACGAGUGCUCUCAAAGCGUGGCAAAAUGUGGAGAAGGUCAAAUGUGUGAAAAUUAUCCUGGCACAUAUCGUUGUUACUGCAAUAGUCCUGGAACCUAUCUAGUUGGUGGAAACUGUGAAGGUAUGCAAGAUUCUAUAUUUGUUUGUAUAAUUCAGCAUUUUAAAUGAAAAUUAAUAUAGAACUGAUGGCCCUAACCAAGGAAUGAUCAAUUUAAAUUCUAUUUUGCUCCCGGUUAUUUGUGAUCGUUAAUCAAACUCAAUUCUGUAUAAGAAAUAUCAUCGUUGAACUUGAUGCCCACCCAAACAAGUUGUAACGCUUUGACCAUAGGCAAUAGAAUAAAGUAGGUUAGGAAACUCGAUGCAAACACAAUAGCUGUAGAUCUCAUUAUCUGGUGUGUCUUGGUGCAUGCAUAUAUGCACGCAAUGAUCAUUAUGACCGGUUAAUGGUCACGUGCGUAUUGUAUUUUCGCCCAACCAACCAAUGGCAAUGUUUUGGUUUAAUUAUGAACUGCCUGUCCCAUGUAGGUAGUGCCAAUGAUAUGAACAUUAAGCUUUCGUUGGUAGGGAUGUUACUACCUGAAAAAUAUAAGGAGAAUUUUGAUGUUUUGAGCGACGGCUUAAAGAUUAUUUACCAUUUGAAUUCGUUCUACAACGAAAUAGUUCAUUCAAAACCUUGCUGUUGGUUGACUUUGCGAAAAAGCAAUACACCGUGCACGUGACGAUGAAAUGAAGUUCGAUUGUACGUUUGGAUAAACUAAGACAAAAAACAUAGAUAAAGAGGCGUACUACAUGUCUCCAUAAUACAUGUUUAUGUUUUAAAUUUUUUUAGGUAUAAUUCUGUAAUAAAUUAAUUUAUUUAGCAAUAACAAAUGUAUUCGAAUCAUUUCUUCAUUUAGAUAUUCUGUCCUAUGAGGGUGGAUUUGUUGUAAUCAAUCGUGAAUUUAAAAUUAACUACAAUGACACAAAUAGCAUUGAAUAUUUGCAAUUUGCUGAGGAAGUGGCGGAAGUUGUAAGUGUUUGAUUUCUUAUAUGCACCAAAAAUCAAACCUAAUUUUAGUGGUGUCGUGAUAACGAAUUUUCACAGUGAUAAAGUGAAAGUGAGCAGUAAUCAACUGCAAAAUCUGCAGUGAUAACAAAUUUUUAAUAAUUAAAUUAAAUAAGGUAAACAAAGAUAUUUCUAGUGUUUCUCAAGGAUUUGUGUGUCAUAAAAACAAUGGUCAUUUUCUAUAAAUAAAAUGUCUUAGUUUCCAUGGAUUUAUUAAUUACAAUUUAUUAAUUCUCUUUCCCAGGUGAAGGAAUAUUACAUGAAAACUCAAUUUGCUCCAAACCUAGUUGGAGUUAGAGUCAUUGACCUCUAGUAAGUGGCUGGUAUUUGGAUAAUUAUAAAAGCCUAGUAAGGUUUCAGAGAAGGCGUGGUGCGGUACUAUCAUGCUUGCAGAUAAAAUUCCACUAGGCAAUCUGAGGAAGACGUUUACCGAUUGUAUUUAUUUCAUCAGGGAGACCCAGUUCAGGUGGUUAAAUACGCCCUUCACAUAAACAUAAAAUGAAUGGGGGGUUGGAUAACAAGCUGGACGAAAAUGAGAUUUGCACAUGAAUAAAAAAGUAAUGGCUUUUUAUAUGGGCAAGACGGGAUUGCGGGGACUCGAACCGUCCUGACCGCGUAGCUCAGUUGGAAGAGCAUUGGGCUAGUAUUCCAAAGGUCGUAGGUUCGAAUCCCGCCGUGGCCAGGCAUAUUUUUCAAGCCUGCCCGGUGUGGAUACUCAUUCAGAGUAACAUCACACAAACAACUUUAAGCAUAUUUGUCAAAUCAGUUGUUCUUGAGUUUUGGAGCUCUCCUGGAAAAUGUCGUAUUGCCAAACCUAAAACGUGCUAAAAGCAAGAACCAGUCGCCAGUUUAAGAAGAAAAAAAAUCGCUGAAAAAAAGCUAAGAGCUGUGUUUAUCUUGGAAAUGAAAACUAGAAAACGUAAACUGUAACUGUUUAGAUGCGUAUUUUUGGACAAUUAUUACUUGUUGAAAAACAAAAUGUACCUCUCCUAUAUAAAGCAACAUCUAAAAAGUUUGAAUUGUGGUACAAAAGUUACGCAAUUGCCGUUGCUAUGGCAACAAUGACGUUUCAAGAUGCCGGAUAUUUUGGCUUUAAAGUAAUUUAACUCGUAAACGGCAUCGGUGACCUCCAAAUUUUAUUUUAAAAAAUGAUUUCACGUAGUAUAAUCGAUUAUUUUGACAAUUUAAAAAAAUAUGAAGCAAGAAAAAAAUUAUUGUGAAUAAUCACCUUUACGUAAUUUAAAAAAUUUCGGCUCCACAAUUUUUUUUUCAUUCACCAACGUAAUUCAAUAUACUAAGACAAACCAUUUUAUGAAUUAAAAUUUGGGGGUCACCGAUGUCGUUUUCGAGUUAAAUUACUUUAAAGCCAAAAUAUCCGCCAUAUUGAAACGUCAUUGUUGCCAUAGCAACAGCAGUUCCGUAACUUUUGUUCAAAAAUUCAAACUCUUUGGAUGUUGUUUUACAUAAGUUCGAUGCUUUUUGUUUUUGAACAAGUAAUACUUGUCCAAAAAUACGCAUCUAAAUCGCAAAUUUUCCAUUUUAAAAAACUGUAUUGAGCCACCUUAACAAUAAUUUAUAUUAAAAAGAUGCAAACUUUUAAAUUGAUGUAUUAUUGUGUAUUUUUCAUAUCAGCCCAGGAUCUGUUGGUGUCAAAUACAUAGCACUGUUUAACCCAACAACUACUGGAGUUACAUCAAGCACCUUAAGAUCAGAGUUGGAACCAGAGUUGGAUAUCGUAAACAAUGAGAAAUUUAUUGGAUCACUUCAGCUUACAAAGAUCGACGGAGAGAAUGCUUUAACGUUUUCUGGUAAUAUAGUUCGCUGUAGCUAUUUCUGUAAUUAGCUGACCCUGAUUGUACAUUUGCAUGCCCAAUUCUUACCCGCACUUACAGAAGCUUACACGUGCGUAGAGGUAAAAAUUAAAAAUUUCCAACUCUUCAAAAUAAUAAUGCCUUUUAAGGCAUAAUAUCACGAGAAUUACUGAGUUUCCACGGCUGUAAGGGCUGUUGUAUAUGGAUAUGCAUUUCCUUGAUGGCGGGAUUCACAAUAAUGAUUUAAAUACGUAUACUCGUAUAAGCGUAGUUUACGUCAAUAUAUGAGCAAUUCUAUACCUAAAUGUCGGACAGACAGCUACAAGUGACAGUGUUCUAAGUCUUCUAACUUAUCAAAGAUUAGUUUACGUCAUACGUGCACAGUAAUAUAUUGUACUUUUUAAUAUUUGAAUGCUAAUUAAAUAAUUUCUAGAUACCUGUAUAACAUUUCAUAUUUUGUAUAUACAUAUAUAUAUAUAUAUAUAUAUAUAUAUAUAUAUAUAUAUAUAUAUAUAUAUAUAUAUAUAUAUAUAUAUAUAUAUAUAUAUAUAUAUAUAUAUAUAUAUAUAUAUAUAUAUUAAAAUUAACAAAAAUAUCCGAAAAUGUAGACGAAGUAGCGUACACGAUUUUAUUAUUAAGUUGUUUCCAAUGUAGUAAUUACACAAUUGUUGUAGAGAUAAAAUAGGCUCAGUAAGUAAUUACUGAAUGUAGGUAAACGUAAUACUUGAUGUAAAGCGCAUUUUGAUCAUAUCCACAUGUAAUUUUGCGCUAUAGAAAUUUUAAUCGUAAUCGCAUCACGGGCGAUCACCUAUUAGCUAUUCUUAAUUUCUAACUCUGUCGCUCAUUUUAUGUACUUUACAGACUAUGAUGAAUGUAACCCGCCAGAAAAUAUUCAUAUUCCUGACUGUGGACCUAACGCAAUGUGCACCAAUCUUGAUUCAACUUACAACUGUACUUGCCUUGAAGGUUACAUAGGCGAUGGAGUAAAUUGUGCUGGUAAGAUCCUGUAUUUUCGGCAUGCAUUUUAUUUUCUUUGCGCUAGCUAAAAAACACGUUGGGGUAGAUCAGAGUACGAGCACAUGAAACCGCUAUACCAACCAAGCAGUAAUAUUUUCUUCAAAAUUCGCCGUUCUUCAGUAUUAAAGUUUACAUCCAUGUAUAGCAACCCUUGCUAUACUUUCUAUAAGCAAAAAUAAAUAGUUACCAGCGUGAUGUAAGUGUUUCUUUAAAACCUUCCAAGCUUCGCAUGUUUUAUAAUAUCGAUCAUUUCCUUUCUGCAUGACCGUCGCCAUAUUUUUGAAGUCAGUGAUCCUUUAUUUUUUCCAAUCAUUAAUGAACUUUAGACCUCGUUUACACGGUACCGGACGAGUUUGGGACCGGUCUGAAAUUCGUUCUUUUUCGCCUGUUUACACGCCUGUUUACACUGUUUCAGAAAUUUCAUCUCGAUUCGGGUAUUUUAAGGUUAAAGAACCUCUAGAUAUGUUUGGCGCCGGUAUUUUGAAAGAAGAACAAUGCGAAGCAUUUGCUGGAUAAAUUGUCAUAGAUAACUUCAGAAUAAACAAGAAACAAAAACAUCUUAAUUACGUAGAAAUUCCUUAAACGGUUUGAUUUCUUCAAUUUAAAAAAUCCUUGAGAGGUCCAAAAUUAAUGUCUCAGUUUCACGAAAUUUCCUUAAACACGUGCAUGCAUGGAAACCAGGGACAUAGCGAAGCAUCUGAAGUUGGGGGAGGGGAGUGUCGGAGGAUUUUAUCUGAAAUUUGAACUUCACUGUUACAAACUUACCUGAAAUCUAUUAAUUAUAAUAGAGAAUAUUUUGAUUUUCAGUGUCAUACUAGCUAAGUUCCUGAAGAAUUAAGAAGGGUGUCUGGGGGUCGUCCCCCAGAACAUUUUUACAUUUUUGAAGCUCCAGAACAGCAUUUCUGGCCUUUUCUAAGGCAAAUCAUAUUCACAAACGUAUUGGAUAUAAAUUGACUGUAUUUUACAAAAAUGGUUUUCAUUUCACAAAAAUAACGACAUUUUUACGCACAUUUUACCUGAAAAUCUCAAAAUUUUAACUUGAAUUUCACCUGAUGUUUACCUGAGUUUCACCUGACGUUUACCCCCGGUGACUACGUCCCCGAUGGAAAACGAAACUAUCGUUUCUUUUGCGCGUGCUUGGUGCUGAUUUACAAAAAAGUACCUGACCGACCGAAUAUUUUGAUUAAUCGCGCAACUCUAAUGCCUCAACAUCACGAUUAGCUUUAAUGUUUUGCCAACUUGUCAUCAGUAUCAAGCCGUUGAAACUGCAUGUAUUCUUCCAUAUUUAACAUUUUGUUCAAAACGUUUCUUUGCAAUUCUUGGGAUUCAUAUGACGUCAUAAAUUUGAGGUGGGCUCAACUCUAAAUCGAGACACAGUCAUCAGAGUGAAUUAAUUGUUUACUGUAUGUGUUGGCCUUGUGUUUGGUGGCAAAUGCAUGCAAUUUCGUAUCAAUUGCUCACUCCAGUACAGCAUAAGCAUCAAUACAUUUUAGGUUGACCCCCUGUCAGAUUCACUGCAAAAUGCCGUAGUGAAACCCAAGAAUAGGGUAUGCCUUUACAGUGGUGUAUCGGUUUCAUUAACAUACAUCUACUCACUACUUGUUUUUUUUUCAAUCUAGCUCUUCCAGAGUUAUUACAAGGUAAGAUUACACCAAAAAGAUGGUUUAGUUUUAAAAAAAAUGCUUCACAUAGCGCAGCGCAUGCACUCAUGCAGUAAUUUAAUUGGAAAAAUCGGUACAUUUUUUAGUAAGAAAAUCAAAAUGCGUUGCAUUCCGUAUUUGUGAUGAAAUAAAAUGCAUUCGGUUAACUUUGGUCAGCAGUAUCCCUAACAGCAGCAGUUUCCUAUCAUGUUAGAGUAACGAUCAAACUCUACAUGAUAUCAUUUGCGUUAGUGUAUAGUGUAGUGGAUUUGGAUUGUAGAUUCAUGCAUCCGGCAUCAUUGUUUGUGAAUGCUUACCCUAUAUAAUUAAUAUUUAGAUGGGUUGCAUGGAAUGGACCAUUUGCAUUAUAAACUAAAUUUUGAUCUAAACAAGUCUAGACAAAAAUUCCAUCACAGCUUAAAAGAACAUCACAAAAUUAGUAAUAUUGCAAAGUUUCGUUGCGAAAUGUUGUAAAAUGCGGAUAAUAUAGCCUUGCGGUGAACGAUCAAGAAACGGUGGUAGGGUUUGUAUUUACUUGCGUAGCUCCAUAAAUUACAAAGUAAGAAAUGAUCUUGUUCCCACUGAACACGAAGCUGUCUGUGUUGAAAUUAUUAAUUUAGCCGCAUAUGAUGUAGCAAAUCAUUUCUUGUUACCACAGUCUAUAGACCACCCAGUGCAUUAUCAGAAUUCUUUGAUCAUUUUGAAAAAUUGAUCAAAGCUGUUGAUAAUGAAAAUAAACUGAGAAAUGUAUAUCCUGGGUGAUCUAAACUGUAAUAUGCUAAAAACAAAUAACGAUUCAAAUAUUCCAACAAAGAAAAUAAAAUCACUAUAUGAAUUAUACCAAUUAACACAACUGAUAGAUAAAGCUACUCGAAUAACUCCAAAAUCCACCAGUCUUAUUGAUCCUAUUGUUACUAAUAUGCCAGAGAAAAUCUCUGAUUCUGGUGUCAUUCACACAGGUAUUAGUGAUCAUAGCUUAGUAUUUGCAAUCAGGAAAAUUUCUGUUGUUACAAAACAAGAAAAUACUUUUGAAAUUAGAAACAUGAAAAAUUUUGAUGAAGGAAAAUUUAUUGAAGAACUGCUAAAACAACACUGGGAAUAUGUGUAUUUCUUUGCUGAUGAUCCAAAUGCCGUGUGGGAAAUUUGGAAAAAUUUAUUUUUUGAAGUCCUAGACAAACAUGCACCACUUCAGCAAAAGAAGAUAAGAUCGAAAAAAGUCCCUUGGAUUACAAGUGAUAUAAAGAAAAUUAUGAAUACAAUGGACAAAGAAUGAUUGGUUACACUUUAAAACAGCUAGAAAUAAAGUAAAUAUAGAACUAAGAAGUGCCAAAAAAGAUUAUUAUUUCUCGAUAAUAGCUGGUCAAAAAAUCAAUCCCAAGAAGGCUUGGAAAAGUAUAAACAACUUGUUAGGUAGGCAAAACAAACCAACAGUGGUAAAUGAACUAAAUGUAGGUGAACAAAAUUUGACAAGUCCUGAAGAUAUUGCGGAGGAAUUUAAUGAAUAUUUUUCAAAUAUUGGCCCAGAUCUAGCAAGUAAAAUAGCUUAUUCAAAUUCCAAUUUUGAAACGUAUGUCAAAAAUCUCAAUCAGAAUUUGCUGCUUUCCAACCUGUUACUGUCAGUCAUGUCUCUCAUCUUUUGCAUGGACUUUCCAACCAUAAAGCCACUGGCAUCGACAAAAUCUCUUUCAAAUUAAAAUUAUUAAAUUAGCUGUACCUGUCAUCUCAGAUUCACUGACACUUAUUUUCAAUCAGGCAAUUACUUUAUCUUCUUUUCCUAAUGAAUGGAAGGUAGCUAGAGUGACGCAUCUAUAUAUAUAAAAAUGGCCAGCGUAUUAUUCCUUGAAACUACAGACCAAUAUCAGUUUUAACGGCCAUUAGUAAAAUUAUGGAACGGAUAUUGUAUGAUCAACUGUAUAACUAUUUAACAAAGUUUGAGCUUCUCAGUGAUUCCCAAUUUGGAUUUCGAAAAUUUCACUCUACAGCUAUAGCGCAUUACUGUAUUAAUGAUUGGUAUGUAAAUCUAGACAGAAAAAUGUUUAACCUAAUAGUUUUAAUUGAUUUGAAGAAAGCCUUUGAUGCUGUUGAUCAUCAAAUUCUGCUGAACAAAUUAGAGCUCUAUGCAAUGAAAGGACAAGCUCUAACUUUGCUCAAAUCCUAUCUCACAAACCGAAACCAGAAGUGCCAAAUAAAAAACUCAUUUUCAUCUGAGCGCUUGAUAAAAUGUGGUGUACCACAAGGCUCUCUCGUGGUUGUUUGCUGAUGACACAAAUUUGACUGCUUCAGCAAAUUCUAUGACUGAUCUAGAGACUGCAGUAAAUUACGAUUUAGAGAACCUUAGAAAAUGGUUAAUAGCCAAUAAACUUAGCCUCAAUGUAGCUAAGACAGAGUUUGUGUUGAUUGGCUCUAAACCUAUGAUCAAAAAUAUUCUGAUUCUUUUCCAAAUGUUCACAUUGAAAAUAUACAAAUUAAACAAGUUCAUGAAUGCAAAACUCUAGGAGUAACAAUUGACCAGCAUUUAUCUUGGAAAAGUAAUACCAAAAAUAUUUGCAAAAAAGUUACAGCAGGAAUCUCUGCUAUUUGUCGGAUCAAACCAUUUGUUGAUCAAGAUACACUUAUUUUGAUAUAUAACACUAUUUUUCGUCCGUACUUUGACUACUGCUGUGAAGUAUGGGAUGUAUUUGGUGAAACUCAAUCAAAACGACGGCAAAAACUGCAAAAUAGAGCGGCAAGAAUUAUUCUGAAUAUAAGCAAUGACGUAGAUAGUACGAUUGCUUUACGUACUUUGGGCUGGGAGCCACUCCAAACUGAAAGGAAGAAAACUAAAGCAAGAAUGAUGUAUAAGUUAUUAUUAUAAACAAAAUGGGCCCAAAAUCACUCAUUUUCGUUUAAGAGUGAGAAAACUAAUUACCACCUUCAAAAUGUCUCAAGUGGUCUUUAUUUACCAAAACCACGUACAAAUAGCAUGAAAAAUAGUUUUAUGUACGACGGAGCAAACAUUUGGCAUUCUAUACCAAAAGAAAUUAGGGAAAGCAAGUCACUUUCUUCCUUUCGAAAUAAAAUCGCUGCUCACAUUAGUGCUUGGUAACCUUUGUAAAUAUAAUUUACCUGUAAAUAGCUGAAACAUUUGUUAUAUCUUUUAAAUUUAUAUAUUACUGUAAAUAGCUUAGCUUAUCAUCAUCAUGUUCUGCAUGUAAAAUAAUUUUCUGGCACACGCCCCCCGUGGAAAUCAGCUACGGUUGGCGGGGUCAGCGUGGAUAAAUAAAGUUCUACUACCACUACUACCGUUUUUCAGUCAUUUUGCAUUACGCGGGGGAAAUUGACAGCCCAGUACCCUUUGGGGCUGUCAAUUUCCCGUUUGUAAUGCAAAAUGACUGAAAAACGGCAAAUUCGCAAGGCAAUAUUAUCCGCAUUUUACAACAUUUUGCAACGAAACUUUGGAAUAUUACUAAUUAUAUUAAAUCAGAAUUUAAUUUUUAUUGUAUACUCUAUUUCUUAACAUUUAGCCGAUAGAGACGAUGUUAUGAAAGUGAAAUAUAUGAUCAGUACUUUGCUUGUUUUCCUGGCAUUGUGUAUCAUAUUCUCCAUCGUAUUCAUAAUACUCUCAAUUCAACAGUAAGUAAAAUUAUAUCAGAAGGUGUGAAUUUUUAACCCGAGUGGACUGUAGAGAAUUUUCAAGUAGAGAAUAGACAAUUUAGUAGAGAAUUUUCAAAGUGGCCAUGAAACUAAAAUUUAUUUUCCCCUAUUAACUCAUAUUAUUUUGGCAGAAUAUUUACCCCGUUAUUCCCAUAUACCCGCGCGUGCGCUUUGCGUUUGACCGCAACGUUGCUCCAUGAAUUGUUAAUCAGUAUGUAUACCAAUCAGAAUUCAACAAUUUUGUCAUGGAAGCAUUAAAUUUUCUACGAAACCAAUAUCGUCAAAUGUAAAUUUGUCAUCAUUUUUAGGAUUUUAGAAAGAAGAAGAUUUUAUCGGCUAUCGAAAAAGGUUGAACGCAUUGAACUGCAGAGCAAUAACGGCUAUACCGAUUCAAUCACGGUACCAAGUUACCAAAGAAGUGCAGCAUUGUCUAAUUACUACGAAUAUUAGUUUACCUCCAUAAAGUACUAAUAAUAAUAUAAUAAUAUCAUAUGUAAAAUGAUGUAAUUCUACAUGAAGCAAUUUGUUCAAGGCCAAGAUAGAGAAAAGCGGAUGCAGUGUGACCAGAUUUGGUAAAAUAGUUUCCUUUUGGUAAAAUUUCGUCAACUUUUUCAAAAUUUUUAAUAGUAAAGUUUUUUUAGUAAAAUUUUGGUAAGAAGUUGAAAGAUUUUAUUAAUUCAAUACUUUUUUGGUAAAUAUCCGUGUUUGGAUGGCAAUCUUGCGUAAUAGAGAUGCUAAAACGAUUAAUUAAUAAAACUCUCUAUAGCCAGUAGAACCCAGUGAUUAGGAAAUAGUGAGUUUUCAAGGCUAAUCUAUUUAACCUAAUUGGCUUGGUGAAAACCAAUGGUAACUCUAAUAAUUGUUUUUCACGAAAACAUUUACCUGCAUGCAUUAAGUUAAUACUUAUUAGCAUAACUGCUGGAAAAUCUGGUCACACUGAGCGGAAGAGCGAGUUGAAUAGACACAAAUUAAACAAUACAGCGCAUUAUAAUUAUUAAACAUUAAAAUUAUUAUCGCGUUAGUUAUAGUCAUUGCAGAUUUGAUUGUCACCAUAUUGAACAUAUGCGUCAUGCCGUUAUUCUAGUAACACAUAAUUAUGCCAUAUAAUAUAUGAAAUUAUUCACCAUAUUAUAUUUCGAUUAUGUGGUUAUUCCACGAAUGUUCGUAAUAAUUACAUUUUAGAAUUUCAAAAAAAUGAUUUUUGUAUAGCUCAAAUUCUGCAAUAUAAUGUUCGCCUUUUUCAUGAUUCGACUCUAAGCAUGAAAAAAACUCGAGGCGAAUGUAUACCAUCGUGACGCCAGGUGGGGAACGUAUCAAAAUAAAGCACAUUAGAAUUAUAAGAGUUUCGUGAUAAAUAAUCCUUUUUAGUACGAGUCGUGGCAGCUGCUCACGACUUUUCGAGCUCGAUUGGAAGCGAAAAUUUUGCCGCUAACAUUUGGUUAGUAUGACGUCACGUGCGAAAUGAUAGCAAGGUGUCGUGUAAAGGCUAACCUGCGAGUAGGUUCUAUGGUUGAAAUAGAGCCUGCUACUGAAGUACGUGAAUAAAUGUUUGAACAAUGAUUUGCAUACUCUUAGCACAAAAAUAGCAACCAAUCAAACGCGACGGCGAUCGUUAAUUAGAUUUUCAAAGUUAAUUCAACACAUGACGAUACAGCCAAUUUCCCCGCUUAAUUGACUUUUCCACAAAUUAUAUUGGGGCAACUGAUAAAAGGAGAAUAGUAGUCGGCGAAUAGUCGCGAAUAGUGAGAAUAGUCGACAAAUAGUUGACGCAUGUGAACUAUAUAACUACCUGUUCUGUUAAAUUGCUAACUUUCACUUAAUAAUAAUAAUAAUAUGUAAUAUAAUAACC
Paramuricea clavata is the source of this 35255-nucleotide messenger RNA. Lineage: Eukaryota; Metazoa; Cnidaria; Anthozoa; Malacalcyonacea; Plexauridae. The record is from the annotation of a GenBank genome assembly.